AUGGGGCCGUGGUGGUGGCCGCUGCUCUGGUACUUGCACGUGGCGCUGGUCCAUGGCACCGUCCUCGCGGAGGGCCAGCGGCCGCAGGGGAGACCCCCCCAGCCGGCGGGAUGGUCCCCGGCCCCAUCGUCCUCCUGGGCGCCCACGCUGGAGCCGGGAGCAUCGGGGGACCCCGAGGGCUCGGCGGCGGCACUGGCUUUCCUGCAGACGGGCGAUGCGCAGCGGCUGGCCCGGGCCAACUGCAGCCGGGGCGUCGCGGCGGGGGCUCCCAGCCCCGGCCCCCCCCCAGUGCUGCGUGCCGCCCUGCGUGCCGCCCCUGAGGCACUGGCCCACGCCGCCAACUUCCUCAACAUGCUCUUCCAGACCAACGACAUCCGCGAAGCCAGCGUGGCCGAGGACGUGGAGUGGUACCAGGCGCUGGUCCGCAGCCUGGCGGAGGGGCACCCAUGGGUGCGCCGGGCGGUGCUCGCCCUCGACGCCCACCCGCUGGCCGCCAAGCCCCGGCUGAUGCUGCAGGCCACCAAGGGGGACGACGAGAUCCUGCUGCAGGACAUCUCCGCUGCCGCUCCCAGCCUCGGCAACCUCAGCUGGGACAACGAAUGGUUCAACGCCCUCAAGUCCCAGCGGAGCCCCCUCCUCCAGAAGCGCCUGCUCAGCAACGACCUGCGCAGCAUGGAGACCCCCAAGUGGCAGCGGGGCGACAGCUACGUGGGGGAGCCGGGCCACGUGCGGUGGUCCCCGCCGUUCCUCGAGUGCCGGGACGGCCGGUUCCUGCCCGCCUGGGCAGUCACGCUCUCCUCCGCCUUCUACGGGCUCAAGCCGGACCUCAGCCCUGAGUUCAAGGGCGUCGUGCGGGUGGACAUCGAGCUGCGGGACGUGGCCAUUGACCAGUGCGCCAGCGGGCCGGGCUGGUUCACGGAUACGCACCACUGCGACCUCAACAGCACCCAGUGUGUCCCCCAGGAGAGCCGUGGCUUCGUCCUCGGGAGGUACCUGUGCCUCUGCAAGCCAGGCUUUUACGGGGCCAGCGGAGUGGCCGGCGGUGCCCGGGCAGGUGGGUGCCGUGCCUGGCCCUGGGGUCCCCCGGGGGCGGCCGGGGGGUCCCGGCUGGCGUGCCAGCCCUGCCGCCAGGGAUGUGCCACCUGCGAGGACGAUGCACCCUGCCUGAUCCAGGAGGACCGGGUGCUGCGGGCGGCCAUCCUCUCCUGCCAGGCCUGCUGCAUGCUGGCCGUCUUCCUCAGCAUGCUCAUCUCCUACCACUUCCGACGGAGCAAGAGGAUCCAGGCAUCGGGAGUCAUCCUCCUGGAGACCAUCCUCUUCGGGUCCCUCCUCCUCUACUUCCCUGUGUUCAUCCUGUACUUCAAGCCGAGCAUCUUCCGCUGCAUCGUCCUGCGCUGGGUGCGCAUGCUCGGCUUCGCCAUCGUCUACGGCACCAUCACCCUCAAGCUGUACAGGGUGCUGAAGGUGUUCCUGUCCCGCACGGCCCAGCGGGUGCCCUACGUGUCGAGCGGGCGGGUGCUGAAGAUGUUGGGGCUGAUCCUGCUGCUGGUGCUGUGGUUCCUGGCGGCCUGGACCAUCGGGAUGCUGGAGAACGUCGACAAGAACAUCCCGCUGGUGAUCCGCACCCAGACCGCCCGCGGGCUCCACUUCUACAUCUGCGGCCAUGACCGCUGGGACUACAUGAUGGUGAUCGCUGAGAUGCUGUUCCUGCUGUGGGGCAGCUUUCUGUGCUACGCCACGCGUGCCGUGCCCUCCGCCUUCCACGAGCCCCGCUACAUGGGCAUCGCGCUCCACAACGAGCUCAUGAUCUCAGCCGCCUUCCACGUGGUCAGGUUCAUCGUGGUCCCCUCCCUGCACCCCGACUGGACCCUGCUGCUCUUCUUCGCUCACACCCAUGGCACCGUCACCACGACCCUGGCGCUGCUCUUCAUCCCGAAGUUCCUGCACGCCGGCUCGCCGCUGCGGGAGGAGAUCGCAGCUGAGGUCUACGAGGACGAGCUGGACAUGCGGCGCUCGGGCUCCUGCCUGAACAGCAGCAUCGCGUCCGCCUGGAGCGAGCACAGUCUCGACCCCGAUGACAUUCGGGAGGAGCUGAAGAAGCUUUACACGCAGCUGGAGGUGCACAAGACGUGGAGGAUGGCAGCCAACAACCCCCACCUCCCCAAGAAGCGCAGCUCCCGCCGCAGCCUGGGCCGCUCCAUCAUGCGCCGCGUCGCUGAGCUGCCCGAGGCUGCGGCACGCCGGCGCAGCAGGGGGGAGCGGGUGGGCACCCCGGCACGCCGCGGCUCCUCAGCCAAGCGACUCCCUGAUGCCAGCGGUGCCAGCCUGAGGAUGCGGGAUGACGGCUCCCGGCGCCGCACCGCAGCCCUGCGCAAGUCCCGCAGCACUGAGGGUCCCGUGCGGGAGCCCCGGGGAGGCUCGCCCAGGAAGAUGAUGGCGGUGACGGCCUCGGAGCACUCCGACAGCGAGUCCCUCGACGCUGCCCCACUCGUGUGCAAGUCGGCCAGCGCCCACAACCUUGCGGGGCACGGGCAGUCCCCCCUGCCCCACACAGCCCCCUUGCAGAAGUCGCUCAGCAUCGUUGCCGGUGCGCGGGAAGAGGCCCUGCUCGCCGCCAGCCGAGCUGCACGGGAGACGUGGCACACCCACCGGCACCUCUCUGCCCCGUCCUCGGAGCGCCCCACGGGCCAGGGACCCCCCAAGGAAGCUGGGAAGCCCCAAAGCCCCGGUGCAGCUGAUGCCCUCCCACCAGCCGGCUCCAGCCCCACUGAGGGGUGCUCCCAGGAGGACACGUCCCCCCCGGGUGAUGGCAAGGUGCAGAAACACGUCACCUACGCACCCAUCAAGAGCAUCAGCGUCGACAGCUCCCACAUCCCGGGGCGGGUCUGCCCCUGGGAGCUGGUCCAGGAGGAGAUCCUGAGCCAGAAGCAAAAAGCCACCAAAGCAGCAGACUCGGGGACCCCUGGUGAUGCAGCGGCCACCCCCCCCAGCCUCAAGCCGCCCUCCCAGAAGACCUCCCUCCGGGGCCUGGGACUCGCCAUCAAAGCCUUCAACCGCUCCAGGGGGAAAAGCAUCCUGAAGAGGAGGAGAGAGGGCGAGGGGAGCCUCAGGAAGAGGGGGUGCGAGCAGGAGGGGGGCAGCAGGAGGGAGAGGCCCAGCCUGGCAGAGACGUCGGCCAUGUCCCUUGGGGGGAUCGGCCGAGACCCUGCCACCAAAAGCCCCGUGUGGAGCAGUCAGAGGCUCGGCAGCGAGGCCGCCGCCUGCCCGGGGCAGGGGCAGAUGGUGCCCUGCCAGCACAACAACAACGCCGGCACUGCCUGGGAAGCCACAGGCUGGGGGUACGGCAGGGGAGAGGCAGAAGGACAGCGGGACAGCCCAGCCCUGGGGACAGGCAACCGGGAGAAACUGGCAGAGGAGCCCAGUGCUCCCCGGGGAGAUGUGGAUGCUGGCGAGGGCCCGGGGCCACCCUCAGGGGUGCACGAGGUCCCACCCAGCGUUGGCCACCAAGAAGGAGCUGAACAUCCCCAUGAAGUCUCAGCGGUGCCCAGCAGCGGGAAAGCACAGACACGUCCCUGGCAAGGAGCCGAGGCUCCCAUGGUGGAGCCGGGGAAGGAUGCUCCUGCGGCCAUUGUGAGGCUGAUCACACCGAAGCAAGGGGUGGCCGGGCCAGCUGAAGGGCUCGAGGCGGGCAGCAGGUCCACCCGACCCCAGGACCACGCGGACAUGGAGCAGCCAUCAGAAAAAGGAGCCUCGCUGCGCCGGGAGGGGAUGGCUUCCCGGGAGGACAGCGGGGUCCCGCCGGGUGGGCAGAGCCUGGCCAAGGUGCUGGAGAAGGGGGGCAGUGAGCCCAAGCCCCUCGGUCCAGGGGGGAGCCUGGGUGCCAAGAGGGUCCCUGCGAAGAGCUGGAGCAUGGAGGUGGCCCCGGCUGCAGCGGGGAAAGCCGGCAGCACAGCAGGCAGGCAGGCAGAGGUCUGUCCUGGGGAAACCCAGGCAGAUUCCAGCAUUAAAAUAGAAAUUUGCCCCUGGGAGGAGAGCGGGGGCAAGCGCUGGGAGCCAGGCAGAGCCCUGGGGAAGGGCGGCAGCGAGGGGGAUCCCGGCUGCCCCAGGGAAGAGCCGGGCAUGGAGAAACCACCAGCAAAAACCCCAGAGCUGCCCAAAGUGGCUUCGGAGACAGCAGGCAGCACAGAGGGCAGGACGGCUGAGGUUUGUCCGUGGGAAACCGGGGAAGGGGGAAGCUCCGCCAGAGCAGAAAUUUGUCCCUGGGACGAGGAGGGGGCUCAGCCGGAGCAAGAGAGGCGGGAAGGAGAGAGGAGGCAGCUGGCCAAGUGGGUCAAGAGCAUCAGACCAAAACCACUGGGUUUGCUGAGAGCGCAGGAGAGCGGGAGCAGCCUGCAAGCGCCCAGCCGGCCCUGGGGCAGCACCGGCAGCGAGGGACCCUGGCCGAAACCUGCUCCCAGGAGCUCCGAGCUGCCAGAAGUGACCUCGAGGAGCCCGGCGAGCGCACGGGCUUCGGUUUGCCCCUGGGAAGCAGCCAGAGCUGACAGCAAUACAGAAGAAGUUUGCCCUUGGGAAAGGGGAACAGCCUUAUCCGAUGCAGGAAAAUUAGAUGAUGGUGAAAUUUCUCAAGUGAAAAACGGGAUUUCCCCAUGGAGAGGGGCCCCGAGGGGCACGGGAGAGAUGGCUCCGGCUGCAGACAAGGGGAGCAGCCAGCGAGGAUCCCCCAGCCCUGGGGAAGGCGCGGAGCAGUCCGGCACAGGGCUCUCAGCAAAACACCCAGCUCUGCCCAAAACAUCACCUAAGCAAGCAGGAACCAUCGAUAGCAAAAAGGCCGACAUUUGUCCAUGGGAAGUGGAGGAUGAACCCCUUCCUAAAACACAAAUCUGCCCUUGGGAAGAGCCUGCAGCUCCAUCGGAGAAGGAGAGACCGAGUCAGGACACGCGUGGGACUUCCAAAGGGGAAAACAAACCAGGAUCUGGAGGACUUGAAGAUAUCAAAGCAAAGCUGGCAGAGAUGGGUGGCCAUCGGCCAGAGCACAGGGACACCGGGAUCUUUGCAAAGCUCAUUAGGAAAAGCCUGGAGUCCUCAAAAGCAGAGUCCAAGAAAACCCAGAGCGAGCAGAGCAUAAAGGAGGAGAUCUGUCCCUGGGAGAGCCUGGGCACAGAACAGUCCGCAGAACAAGCUGGUGCCAGGAGCCCAGCACUGCCCAAAUCGCCUUCAAGGAAAUCCCAGAGCAUGGGGAGCCUGAAGGCAGAGGUCUGUCCUUGGGAGCUUGAAUCCACAAAUAAAGCAGAAAUCUGCCCCUGGGAGGCGGCUGCUCCACCAUCAGGUAAAGAGAAAUCAAGACAGGACAAAAGCGCUCUGUCCGUGGUGAGCAAAAGCCCUUCUGCAGCUCAAGGACUCUGCAAAGAGAUUGGAGAUAGCACGUCUGGAAAGGAGGAGAGAGCAAGCAGAGACCACGAGUCCAUCUGUCCCUGGGAGAGCACAGACACAGAGGGCCCCUCCAUGGGGUACGGCACGAGGAGCACAGAGCUGCUGAAAGCCACUGCCGAGAAAUCGGAGAGCGUGGGGAGCACGAAGGCUGAGAUCUGUCCCUGGGAGAGCCUGGGCACGGAGCAGCCCCCAGCAAAACCCCACACUGGGAGCCCAGCGCUGCCCAAAUCGCCUUCAAGGAAAUCCCAGAGCGGAGAGAGCCUGAAGGCGGAGGUCUGUCCUUGGGAGGCUCCGGAGGUCGAAGCUGGUGGUAAGGCAGAAAUCUGCCCCUGGGAGGUGGCUGCUCCACCAUCAGGUAAAGAGAAAUCAAGACAGGACAAAGGUGCUCUGUCCAUAGUGAGCAAAAGCCCUUCUGCAGCUCAAGGACUCUGCAAAGAGAUUGGAGAUAGCACGUCUGGAAAGAAGGAGAGAGCAAGCAGAGACCGCGAGUCCAUCUGUCCCUGGGAGAGCACGGACACAGAGGGCCCCUCCAUGGGGUACGGCACGAGGAGCACAGAGCUGCUGAAAGCCACUGCCGAGAAAUUGGAGAGCGUGGGGAGCACGAAGGCUGAGAUCUGUCCCUGGGAGAGCCUGGGCACGGAGCAGCCCCCAGCAAAACCCCACACUGGGAGCCCAGCGCUGUCCAAAUCGCCUUCAAGGAAACCCCAGAGCGUGGGGAGCCUGAAGGCAGAGGUCUGUCCUUGGGAGGCUCCGGAGGUCGAAGCCACUGAUAAAGCAGAAAUCUGCCCCUGGGAGGUGGCUGCUCCACCAUCAGGUAAAGAGAAAUCAAGACAGGACAAAGGUGCUCUGUCCAUAGUGAGCAAAAGCCCUUCUGCAGCUCAAGGACUCUGCAAAGAGAUUGGAGAUAGCACGUCUGGAAAGAAGGAGAGAGCAAGCAGAGACCGCGAGUCCAUCUGUCCCUGGGAGAGCACGGACACAGAGGGCCCCUCCAUGGGGUACGGCACGAGGAGCACAGAGCUGCUGAAAGCCACUGCCGAGAAAUUGGAGAGCGUGGGGAGCACGAAGGCUGAGAUCUGUCCCUGGGAGAGCCUGGGCACGGAGCAGCCCCCAGCAAAACCCCACACUGGGAGCCCAGCGCUGUCCAAAUCGCCUUCAAGGAAACCCCAGAGCGUGGGGAGCCUGAAGGCAGAGGUCUGUCCUUGGGAGGCUCCGGAGGUCGAAGCCACUGAUAAAGCAGAAAUCUGCCCCUGGGAGGUGGCUGCACCUCCCUCCGAUCAACCAACGGCAAAGCAGGGUCCUGGUGCGGGGUCCAAGGGGGACAAGCGCAUCAGGCGCCAGGCAGCGUUAGCCAUCCCGGCGAGGUCCCUGGAGAAGGGCAGCAGCGAGCGAGAGGCCGUCUGCCCCUGGGAGAGCCUGGGCACGGAGCAACCCCCAGCAAAACCCCACACUGGGAGCCCAGCGCUGCCCAAAUCGCCUUUGAGGAAACGCCAGAGCGUGGGGAGCCUGAAGGCAGAGGUCUGUCCUUGGGAGCUUGAAUCCACCGAUAAAGCAGAAAUCUGCCCCUGGGAGGCAACUGCACCUCUGCCAGAGAAAGCAGCAGCCCCGGGUAAGGCGAGCCUCCCACCAAAAAAAGCAGGAGCCUCCAAAGCACUGGAGAAGAGGAGUAGCAAGUGCGAGGCCAUCUGCCCCUGGGAGAGCCUGGGUACGGAGGAGACCUUCCUGAAAACUGCAAUGGGGAAACAGCCGUCCAAGAAGUCUGACAGCACAGAGAGCAAGAAAUCUGAUAUUUGCCCCUGGGAAGGAGCAGAGCCCACCGGCUUGGAGAAAGAAAGCUUCAGACCAGGCAUGCACCCACAGGGAGCCGACAGAGCAUCCCCCACGGGGAUGGGAAGGUCAAAGCCUGUGGCAGGAGCCAGCGCCGUGUCUCCAACAGCUCUGCUGAACAAAUCCAAGGGCAGAUUUGACGGCGAGGCUGAGCAUAAGCCCCUGUGCCGCAUCCUGCCGGGCAUCCAGCCCCCACGGGGCCCCAGGGCAGAGCCGCUGCCUCGGGGAGCGAGCAUGGCUCCCGCGGCGGGCGGCAGCCCCAGCCCAGGCGCUAGCACAGCCGAGGUACCUGGCCCAGCACAGGGCCCCCUUGGUCCAAGCCGGGCACCUGAGUACAUUAAAACACCCGUGGUGCCAGCCUCGCUCGCUUCUAUCGACACAGCGGACACAAAGCUGCAGCUUGCUAGAGACACUCUCCCGCAAGCUCUCCGGCAGUUGAACAUCCUCCGACUGCAUGGGGAAGCUUCUGCCUCCAGCACAGCGAGGAACGGCUUGCCUGGCACCCCAAAAUACGCAGUCCUGCAGCCGCAGCAAGCUGGACGCUCGGAGGACCCCGCAGCAAGCUCUCCAUCCUAA
Nipponia nippon (crested ibis) is the source of this 7830-nucleotide messenger RNA. The record is from RefSeq and is a predicted model, not a curated record. Lineage: Eukaryota; Metazoa; Chordata; Aves; Pelecaniformes; Threskiornithidae.